AUGGGACAAAAAAAAGAUGUUUCUGUGUGUGCCUGCGAUUUAACUCCUGAUGUCUGCGACAUUGGCUGCUGUUGUGACAUCGCUGACUGCGACGUUGCUGACCUGAGUACUGUGUUCACGGGAUGUCCUCAGAAAGAAACCAAGUCAGGACACUGUAUUGAGAAAUGGCUGAUGUUCCGCGCCAAUGUGGACACUUCCUUGGUCACUGUGACUGAAUCAUUAUUUUGUGUUCGAUCUGAAGUUGAUCACAUCAAGGACUCCACUGCUCCACUAAAGCUUCCAGUACUAGGGAACUCUUAUCACUUCUCACCACCGCAACCAAUCAGCGUUGGCCAUAGCCGACAUUUUUAUCGGGCCGACGACGUCAUCCAGACAUACUUCGCCAAUUCAUCCGUCCGAGGUCUCCUUCGUCAGCCGUCUCCAGGACCUGUCGGUGCCUUCUGUCUUAACCGCAAUCCCGCACGCUUCUUGAGGUCCGAGUCUCUGUCCUGUACUCGCACGGUAACCCCUCAGUCGUGCAGCAAAGAUCCAAAUCUCAGCGCGAUCUCCUACUUCUCAGACCUCAGCCUGAUUAAAAUUCCCAAACCUGCAGAAGAAAAAGUGUCUGACCUUUUGAUCCCAGUCACCCCACUUUCUGACUGGCCUGCACCAAGUGAGAAAAAUAGCCUUUGUACAAAUGUGGCAAAAGAGGUGGAGUUUGUCAUCGUGUUCACAAACCGAGGAGAGCUGGAGAGUGCGACGGUGAAUGUGCUUUUAGCUGAUGUGAAAACGGAUCAGUUGUUUCAACAAGUGCAUUCGGUUCAAUUCAAGCUGAAGACAGCUCGCCUGUCUCCAACGCCGCAGAUUCCCUCAGCUGGACUGCGGGUGGGAGCCAGUGUUCGCGGUCGCUUUAACGGCGUAGUGAAACCCGUGAGCGUAAUGGGGACGGGGCGAGACGGUGAGUGCUCCUCUGAUCCCGCCGCCCGAAUCCGCAUCCUCUUCACGCACAACACAAUUGCAGGCUGCUCAUUUAGUUCUUCUUCCGGAAACUGCACAGAACUGCGUUCCAACAUCAGCAGCAUCUUGCUAGGAGACGCCAUCCCUGACACCAUUGCCAUGAGCUCAGGCUCCCAACCAGACUGGACCAGAGUCCUCAAACAGGAGUGCCCCAUCAGCUCGGAGGAAACAUGUGACUCUGGCUGCACCCUCCCUCACUCGCUCUCUGUGCAAGUACUGUGGGCACGUAUGGGCCUCCUGGAUCUCCCUCAGAGCUACAUCCUGGGUGUUAAAUACCUCUUUCGAUGUCGAAAGUUGCAGUGUCCUCUGUCGCCGCCCGUCAGACUAACCACCGAAGUGGCCUUUGCCGACAUGACGGUUUACCCCAAACCGCCACUGGAGUUCGGGUCGCCUUGACUGGCGGCGCUGCUGAUCAGGGCAGACUCAUUUCUGUUGCAGUUAAGGUCACAUAGAGUUUAACGCUGCUCACAGCUAACAGGAUUAGAAUUCUUCACCAGGCAGCUGGACAAGAGAAAUUCGACACAAACAUUGGCUGACCGCUUUAUUGAAAGAUUAGUGAUGGCAUCAAUGUGUUUUUGUACAUUCUUAGUGAAGGUGUAUUUUUGCUGUACGCUGCUCCACUUCUAGCUUCUCCUUUUACUCAGGUUAGUUCCCCUGCGCUCUUUUCUCCUUCUUCCCCGCGGGGCGGAUGUAGUUGAGAAGGUGGACAAUUGCAGCCGGCGUUAUUCCUUGCAAACGCGUAGCGGCGCCCAGCUGAGGGACACAAUCGAUUUGUUUCACCUCAAAAUAAAAACGGAUAUAUUGAAAUCCA
Messenger RNA from Syngnathus typhle (broad-nosed pipefish), 1807 nucleotides. Its product is annotated as tectonic-3-like. Gene Ontology annotation, biological process: smoothened signaling pathway; cilium assembly. NCBI's taxonomy places the organism in Eukaryota, Metazoa, Chordata, Actinopteri, Syngnathiformes, Syngnathidae. The record is from RefSeq and is a predicted model, not a curated record. The coding region runs from base 1 to 1392 and encodes 463 amino acids. The transcript is spliced from 15 exons.